AUGAGGUUCACGCACCUCCUCCCCCUCCUGCCGCUGUGCUGGGCGGCCUCAAAGGAUGCGCUCAACACGCUUGUCGACCUCGCUGCUGCAAGCAACGGUCUCAUCAACCUCGACGGCAAUACCUUCGACCUGUUGACUUCGCCGAAGCGCAACUGGUCGGCCUCCAUUCAAUUCACUGCCAUGGACCAACGGAGGCGAUGUGCACCUUGCAGAGAAUUUGACCCGUCGUGGGUUGAGGUAGCCAAAGCAUGGUCCAAGACGCCAAAAGAGCAUCGUGACCAGCAUUUCUUCGCGACGCUCGACUUUGAUAAUUCCCAAGCAACCUUUCAAAAGCUCGGCCUGCAAUCCGCGCCUGUCGUCUUCGUGUACCCUGCCGCAGAGGGACCUCGUCAAUUGCCCAGCGGGCGAACCACCCCCUCGAAAUAUGACUUCUCACAUGGCUUUGAAGCCGGACCUUUGGCAGAACACCUUUCCAAUCACACCCCCAUUCCUAUUCCAUACAAGGCACCUUUCGAUUACGCUGGCUGGACGCUCACUGCAGUCGGCGGACUUGCAUUCCUUUUAACACUGCGCUUCAUCUCCCCCAUCCUUCAAUCCCGCUGGACCUGGGCCGCCGGUAGCAUCGUCACCAUGCUCGUCAUGGUCUCAGGUUUCAUGUUUACUCGUAUCAGAGGUUCACCUUUCACCGGUGGGGACGGUUCGUGGAUUGCUGCUGGUUAUCAAAACCAAUACGGACAGGAAGUCCAGGUUAUUGCCAUGAUUUACGGUAUCCUCGCUGCGACUAUUGUCAUUCUAAUUGUCCAGACACCCAAGCAAGCUUCCCCCAACAGACAAAGAAUGCAGAUUUACGCGUUCACCGCAGCAAAUCUCCUCGUAUACUCCAUCUUGGUGACCAUCUUCAGGGUCAAGAACAGAGGAUAUCCAUUCAAACUAUUAUUCUAA
Messenger RNA from Pleurotus ostreatus (oyster mushroom), 942 nucleotides. RefSeq names its product oligosaccharyl transferase subunit ost3/OST6 (gene OST3). Bases 1 to 942 code for a protein of 313 amino acids. The record is from RefSeq and is a predicted model, not a curated record. The transcript is spliced from 6 exons. NCBI's taxonomy places the organism in Eukaryota, Fungi, Basidiomycota, Agaricomycetes, Agaricales, Pleurotaceae. Gene Ontology annotation, cellular component: oligosaccharyltransferase complex.